GAGAAGGAGGGCUGUUGUAUGGGAGCAGGAGAGAGGGAGCGCGCAUACGUGUGUCGUCUCUUCGGUCGCGGGAGAAUCGCGGCUGCUCGCGAGAGAAGCAGGUUGUAACUGGAUGGCGGGGAAGAGAGAUGAAUGCAAGGCGGAUAGACGGCGAGGGACAAAGUACGAAACGAACAGCUGGAAUGACGGAGAGGAACGAGCGCGCGAACGAGCGAGAGGGAAGCAGCUGGACUGUGUGUUACCUCCAACGUGGUGCGGUGCGGCGCGGAGACGGAUGCUGCGGCAAGGCGGAUCGAGAGGGAGAAGGAGAACGAGAUGGGGGAAGAUCAGAAGAGAUAGAUAGAUAGAAGGAGCGAGAGCGUGACAGUGGGAAGGACGGAGGCGCGAGUGAGAUCGGCCGGUGAGGAGCGAGAAAGAUGGUGGAGCAUAUACUCGCGAGGAGGCUGCGGUAGUCUUUCUCGGCUGGCUAGGUGAGAUAAGGACAAGGCGGACAAACGGAUUGAAGAAGGUGCCUAAGGUAGGGAUACUCAGUCUCGCGGCCACGUGCUACACGAGCGCACGCCCCGAGCCGGCCGGCGGUCCAGCCAGCCAGCCAGCCAGCUACGACAUCGUCCUCUUCUUCUUCGUGUUCUCGCAAUUCGAUCUAUCAAUCCGCGCUUCCUCCCGUCCAUUUGUCCGUUUAUUUGGCCUCCGUCCGUCUCUUUUUGUUUUGCCGAACGGGAAAAUCGUCAAAAAGUCGCGCGACGUAGUUCCGAGCGAUUGGUGUGAUUCUUCAGUAUCAUCAGCAUGCUCCGAAAGGAGCAACACGCGCGCAGUGUUUUCUCCUGAGAUAUUGAAGGGACACUCAUUGUCAGCUGUGAUCCGCGCAGAGGGCGAUAUCCCGUUGUGAUUCUUUCCGAUUCGAUGGAUCGCGUUUUUCCCCUGCCGGAAGAUAUUUUCGACACGAAUGUGAAUCAUAUAAAUAUCGGUUUGGUGUAAUCCCGACGUUAUCACAACGAGGACGAUCGCGUACUGUUUGACAACAUACAGUGCGUGGAUGAAGAACGUGCGUCGAUGUGUGCUUUCUGUGUUGAGUAAAAGCGGGUGGCGAUGACGCGUGCUGUCACAGCGGACUGAUAUGUGUUCAUAGAAGCGACGCGACGGUGCGAAAAAUUGGGGGUUUGAUACGAAAGUGUAUCGAGAGGAAGAGGAAUAAACGGGAACAUUUAGUGAAGGACAUUACAUAGGCCGGAUGUCACACGUCGCGUGAACGUUUCAGCACGGCGAAACGCGAGAAGCGCGCAAAAUGGUGGCUCGUUACGUCAAACGGAAAGAGGGCAGGUCGGGUCACAGGCCAGAACGGCUGAUACCGAGGGAUUAAAACGUGUCGAAUGGAUGUGGGCGAUCUGUCAGGUCCGGCAGGAUUGGUAGGGAGCGGAUCCAUCUCGGUUGCGACGGGUGUUGGUAUUAUUGCCAACGCGACAUCCGCCACUCCAGGGUGGUGGACGCCUACGUCGACGAUCACAUCGGCAGCGGCCAACACCGACGUGAUGAAUCAGCUCUGCAGGGUUUGCGGAGAGCCAGCCGCGGGUUUUCACUUUGGGGCCUUCACGUGCGAAGGCUGCAAGUCCUUCUUCGGGCGCACCUACAACAAUCUGGGUAGCAUUUCCGAAUGCAAGAACGGCGGCGUCUGCGUGAUCAACAAGAAGAAUCGUACCGCCUGCAAGGCAUGUCGUUUGCGGAAGUGCCUAAUGGUGGGCAUGUCCAAGUCCGGCUCGCGCUAUGGUCGGCGCUCCAAUUGGUUCAAGAUACAUUGCCUGCUGCAAGAACAGUCUCAGCAAGCGCAAAAUCGCUUGAUCAAAGAUCCCAAGUCCGCGUAUGAGAAAGCGUUCGGCUCGUUAGACGCCGCGAAUAACAAUAAUAAUAAUAAUACCGAGAACGCCAGUAAUACUAGCGCCAGUAGCAUCGUCGGCAUUGUCACUACGGCGACCACUACGGCGAACAGUUACCAUCAUCACCUGCACCACCAUCACCAUCCUGAUCGAUUGCCCAAGAGAGAGGAUGGUGCGCUCAGGCCACCGGAUCUUCCGGUGCAACUAAGGUCACCCGACAUCCCGCCAAGAACCAGCCAGGAAGCGAUCCUGAGGCCUACCGAUCUCCCGAGGGCACCGCACGAGAUGCUCAGGCCUGAAGUUUCGAGGUUCCCUAUGUGGCGGGGUCCACCGUUGUUUCAUCCAGCGCUCACGCACAUGCAGUUGCUGAACACGCCAUUCUUUCCGUUUCAGCAACGUUUUAUUGUACCUUAUGUGAAUCAAGUAGGUCCACCGCAGAUGGCGACCAGUUUAUCGAGCUCGUCCAGCGAGAGCAUCAGUCCGCGAUCGACUCCAUCGCCAACGAAGAGAAGUGAAGAGAAUCGAGAAUGCCGCGAGAUCGAUCGCGAGACCGCCGAACGAGAUCGAUGUCCUAGAGCAGGUUCGAUAGAGGUCGCAUAUGAUAAGAAUCUGACAUUCUUACGAUCUCUCGGGCCAGAGCAAGAUGAGCCAAUGGAUCUCAGUAUGAAGGACACACGGACAGAUGGACAGGAGGUGGAUGCUGGCAGUAUGGAGGAGGAAGAGGAGAAGUCGAGCAACAGCGAGGAAAAUGAGCUUCUGCAGGACACCGGACCGCCCUUGGAUCUCACCCGAAAGACAUGACCUCGGAUACCAAACGGUGCUCACUAAGUGCUCAACAAGAACUGAUUACUGAAUCCGAUCGAGAAAGGAUCGUCAUCGGUGUCACCCCCAAAUUCAAUUAUCCCAGUGGAUAAUAGGGGCAAGGUCGCCGAGUAAUUUGUUGAAAUAGAAGCUAACGAUCGAAGGCUCUCCCAUAGCAGGAGGAAAGAAACGAACGAUCGAAGGGAAAA
Trachymyrmex cornetzi is the source of this 2881-nucleotide messenger RNA. RefSeq names its product nuclear receptor subfamily 6 group A member 1. Gene Ontology annotation, molecular function: DNA-binding transcription factor activity; sequence-specific DNA binding; zinc ion binding. The coding region runs from base 1371 to 2672 and encodes 433 amino acids. Lineage: Eukaryota; Metazoa; Arthropoda; Insecta; Hymenoptera; Formicidae. The transcript is spliced from 4 exons. The record is from RefSeq and is a predicted model, not a curated record. Gene Ontology annotation, biological process: regulation of DNA-templated transcription.